Molecule: messenger RNA, 1317 nt
Organism: Serendipita indica DSM 11827
Lineage: Eukaryota; Fungi; Basidiomycota; Agaricomycetes; Sebacinales; Serendipitaceae
Source: the annotation of a GenBank genome assembly
AUGGCGUCUAACGUUGUGGCAGACCAGGAAGAUGCGUACAUGGAGGACAGCUUUACGGGAGAGAUUCCCGUCAAAGGAAGUGCUCAAGUCAGAAGAGUAACUAAUAAUGUUGUCAUCGACGAGGACCAUCCAUUUGAUCUCGAGGCAUAUAUCAGCAACUACGACCACGAUCGCGCAUCCAUCAAGCGUCUGUUCUUCAUCGCAAACGCGUGCCCACAGCUCGCGCCUCUGGCCCUUUCACGCGCCGUCGAAUACGCACUCGAGGGAAAGGACUCUACACUCUAUCAGAACGUCGUCAGCACGUACAAUAACAUUGUCGGUCCACAACACGGCGUCCAACUCAAUCAAGAGUGGCUUGAUCGAACGGCCCAGCGAUCUCAUGCUGAACGUGACAAGCUCGAAGUGGAACUGAAAAUGUAUACAGGUAACAUGAUCAAAGAGAGUAUUAGGAUGGGACAUAACGAGCUUGGGCACUUUUAUCGUGCUCAUGGUGACCACGCAACUGCGUUGAGACACUACACAAAGUCGCGCGAGUUUUGUACCAGCAGCGCCCAUGUCGUCGACAUGUGUCUAAACAUUCUCGAGCUUCUAUUGGAAGAACAAAACUAUCCCCAUGUCAGCACAUAUGUCUUCAAGGCAGAGGCUGCGCUCGAAGCGUCUGGUUCAGCGUCGGACAAGAAGAAAGGGACUUCGAAUCCAGAAAGAGAAAAGGUUGCGUCGCCGUCGGAUAUCGCCAUCUUCGGCACCCUUUGCGCACUCGCCACCUUUGAGCGCCGACAGCUCAAGACGGUCUUGCUCGAAUCCGAAACGUUCUCAUAUUACCUAGAGCAAGAGUCGUACGUACGCGAUCUCAUCGAGGCAUACUUGGCCAGCAAGUUCCGCAAUGUCCUCGCCAUUCUUGAGCGUCAGUCGGCACGGCACAGUUUGGACAACCAACUCGGCCCGCACAUCAAGAACCUAACGAGGUUGAUCAAGAAUCGUGCGCUGGUUCUGUACUUUGGGCCUUUUGCUUCGAUUAGGCUCGAAAGUCUCGCGGCUGCGUUUGGCUUGAGCACUGAGGAGACGGAGAAGAAUGUCGUCGCACUCAUUCAAGAUGGUAGUAUCAAAGGCCGAGUUGACAGUCACAACAAGAUUCUCAAAGCAAAAGACUUGGACCAUCGAACGGAGCUCUUCAUCCGAGCUACAAAGACGGGCCAGGAGAUUGCUUCGCUGAACCGAAAGCUUCUCUACCGGCUGCGACUACAAGAAGCAGAUAUCAUUGUCAAGCCACCAAAGAAUGCCCAUUUAGAAGCGAUGGCAUAUGGCCCUCCGAUGUAA